This is a messenger RNA of Drosophila sulfurigaster albostrigata, 5343 nucleotides long. RefSeq names its product polycomb group protein Psc (gene Psc). The record is from RefSeq and is a predicted model, not a curated record. Gene Ontology annotation, biological process: negative regulation of transcription by RNA polymerase II. Gene Ontology annotation, cellular component: PRC1 complex. The transcript has 4 exons. The coding region runs from base 444 to 4763 and encodes 1439 amino acids. Gene Ontology annotation, molecular function: promoter-specific chromatin binding; metal ion binding. NCBI's taxonomy places the organism in Eukaryota, Metazoa, Arthropoda, Insecta, Diptera, Drosophilidae.
AUAAAAGCGAAUUUAAUGCGGCGUCUGUGACUGCUAGGUACUAGUAUUAUUAUUAUUAUUAUUAUGAUGACGCCAGAGUCGAAGACAACAACAACAACAAAAGCAACACCAGCAGCAGCAGCGACAGCAGCAACAACAACGCCCAAUACAAUGGCGCAUACACAAAAGCCAGCAGCGACGUCAGCGUCGACAGCGCUGCAAUUGUCAACGCUGGCAGCGGCUAAAACGAAGUCGGCUAAAAGCUUUGUCAGCAAUGUGAAUAACAACAACAACAACAAUAAUAAUAUAAAUAAUAAUAAUAACAACAACACAAGUAGCAAAAAGCAGGCGACAAAUGUUGAUAAAAUGCAAAUGCAAAAACAGCUACAAAAUGUGACGACAAACGGCGUCAAAGUAAAAAGUGAAAACACAACAAAAAACAGCAGCAGCAACAACUGCUGCAAAUGCAACUAAUGCAUUUACAACAACAACAACAACAGCAGUGGCAGCAAAGGCAUUGCUGGAGAAAAAAAAGCAUAAAGAAAGAAUCAACACCUCCAGCAACAACAACAUCGGCAGCCGAGGGCAACAGUUCAUCAUCAGCCUCGUCAUGUUCAUCGACAUCGUCAUCGUCAUCGGCAUGGUCGACAACCAACUCGGAGGAUGCAUGCAGCAGCAACGGUGGCGCCUCAGCGGAUGAGGAGCCCACAACCGCAGAAGAGGCGCCGGCAACAACAACGUCAACGACGACGUCGCUGAUGAUGACAACGCCACGCCCCGUGCUUCUAACUGCCGUCAAUCCGCAUAUAAUCUGCCACUUGUGCCAGGGGUAUCUGAUCAAUGCGACGACCAUCGUGGAAUGUUUGCACUCGUUUUGCCACAGUUGCCUCAUCAAUCACCUGCGGAAGGAUCGCUAUUGUCCACGCUGCGAGAUGGUCAUCAACAACGCCAAGCCGAACAUCAAAUCGGAUACCACAUUGCAGGCUAUUGUGUAUAAACUCGUGCCAGGUCUCUACGAACGGGAGCUAAUGCGCAAACGCGCCUUCUACAAGGAUCGUCCACAGGAGGCGGCCUUGGCCACGCCCGAACAACGUGGCGAUGACACCGAGCAUCUAAUCUUCAGUCCCUCCGAUGAUAUGUCGCUGUCGCUUGAGUUUGCUGAACUUGGCGAAUUGAAUGCCGAAUCCGAAUUGGAAUUCGGAGAUACGCUCCGUCCACGAUAUUUGCAGUGUCCGGCGAUGUGUCGAGUGAGUCACCUGAAGAAGUUCGUCUACGACAAGUUCGAGAUUGAUGCGCAUCGCUUCAGCAUCGAUCUCAUGUACAAAGUGAAGACAAUUGUGUUGUUGGAUUAUUACACGCUCAUGGAUAUCGCUUACAUUUACACGUGGAAGCGGGAUGCACCGAUGCGCUUCUAUUUCCGUGUCUACGAAUCACCGCAACCUUUGGUUAAGCCACAGCCAGCCAUGAAGCCGCAAGUUGCAGCAGCUCCAGCUCCAGUUGUUGCUCCAGUUGCUGCCCCGUUGCCUGCAUUGCCACUGAAGCAGGAGGCAGCGCCAGUAACUUCCGCAGCAACUCUUGCUCCCAUUCUACCCGCCAUCAAAGCUCCUUCGCCACCCGCUCCGCGCAUCAAGUUGGAACAACCGUCAAUGCCACCGCAGCCUCAGGAGGAAUUCCGUGUGACACCCAAGCUGAGUUCCCCCACAGAACCUUCCCUUAAGCUGGUCAUCAAUCGCAAUGUGCUGGAGAAGCACGAGAAAACACAUCAUUCCCCUACCACAAAGAGCAGCGCCAAGAGUUUGCCCUCGCCCACGGCCAACAAGGAGGAGCCCAACAUCAAGCUAAAGAUCGAUUUGUCCAAGCAGAACAGCGUGACCAUCAUCAACAUGUCCGAUCCGGAUCGCAAAGAGAUUGUCAAGCCACUGAAACCCGAGAAGGAAUCCCGCUCCAAGAGCAAAAAAGACAAGGACGGCAGUCCGAAGUCCUCGAGCAGCGAACGUAAACGCAAGAGUCCCAGUCCACUGACAGUACCUCCUCUGACCAUCCGCACCGAGCGCAUACUCAGUCCCAAUGGCAUGGGAACUGUGCUCAGUCCGCGAGUUACGAGCGGCGCCUGCGUCGAGGAUCCCAAAUCGGAGUUCCUCAAAUCGUUUGCUUUGACUCCCAUCAAGGUCAAGGUGGAAUCCCCCGAGAAGAGCGCCACACUCAAUGGCAGCAACGGAACACAACCCGCCAGCAACAACAACAACAAGUCAAAGAGUCACCUGGACGACAGCAUGCUCAUGAAGCCGCCCAGUGCGAUGCCACCCAAGUCGAUAGCCUCCUCAAAGCGCAAGAGCAAAGAGCCCAUCAAGGCGGUCUCGAAGAAGCCAAAACUUUCCCCGCCACUGCCACGCGAGGACUUCAAGAUCCGUCUGCCCAUGCCAGCUGGUAAUUCACCUUCGCCAGCUGCCGACAAACCGCUGAUGCCGCCACCAACCGCCAAGGCUCCGAUUGCUGCGGCACGCCACAAGGCGCAACAACAGCAGCAGCAACAGUCGCCAGUGUUGCCACAGUUCACGCCGCCAGCGCCGUUGCAUCAUCAGGGACUACAGAUGGCGGCUCCCGGUAAUCGAACGCCGAUUGCCAAACGCUAUCAGCCCAUUCUGCCAAAGGCAGCGCGUCCCAAUCCGUUUGCCAACAUUCCCAGCGAUGUGAAUCGACUCCUGAAGGAUGCAGGCACCGAGAUCAAGAGCAUUGGCGCAACCUCGCAACCAAAACCUCAUGUCUACGGUCCGAAGAUGUCGCAAGAGCACAAGAUGGGUCCCCCAGCGUUGCCCCCAACAACUCCCAAUGCAGCCAAGACCAACAGCAACUCCAACCACAACAACAACCACAGCAGCAACAACAACUCGACGCACAACGGCAACAACAACAACAAGUCAAACAACUAUUUGAAUCUAGCGCUGUUCAAUGCCAGCAAGUCGAAGGGUAAGGAGGCGCCACCGGGCUGUCGCACGCCCAUGUACACGCCCAAUUCGCCCAUCUAUUCGCCCAGCUCGCCGCAGUACGUGCCCAACUACAACAUACCCACGAUGCCCACCUACAAGUACACGCCCAAGCCAAGCUCCACAACAGCAGCGUCGAAUGCCAGCAACUAUCUGCAAAGCAUGCUAAAUGGCUCAGCAUCGGUUGGUGGCGGUGGCGGAGGUCUUUUCCCCUCGCCACCCACCAAAUCGGAUCAGAACACAAAUCCUGCCAAGCCAACGCAGCAGCAGCAGCAACAGCAACGUAGUGCAAGUCCUUGCGGUGGCGAAGAUGCGCCCGAGAAGCAACAGGUGAAGGUGAAGUCGCUGCUCAACUCGUGCAACAUCAAUAUUCCCUCCUCGCUGUCCAUCACGAUUUCACGUGACAAUGGCGACGCCUCGUCACCCAACAGCGGUGUGCACUCCAAGCACAAGAGUCCGGUGAACAAUUACAUUGAGAUUGUUAAGCUGCCCGAUCAGCCAGCACCCGUUGCCGAAGCGAAACAGGAGAUGGGAAAGCCCGUUAAGCUGCCGGCGCCGCCCAGCAAGACGAUACCAUCGCCACAGCAUUUAUUGGCACGUAUGACACCGCCACAGCAAUUACCAGCAGCUGUCGCAGCUGCCGCCGCCGCUGCUGCUGUGCCACGUGUCAUCACGCCGCCCAAGACGUCGCCCGGUGCUGGUGCGCCAGUUAAUCCACCAUUGAAACCCGUGUUGCAGCCACAGCAGGCGGACAAGAAAACGCCCAGUCCGGAGAAACGCAGCGCGGGUGUCGCUCAAGGCAGCCACUCACCCAACUCCAGCGAGAACAAGUCACCGAAAUCAGCUCAAGCUGGUGCGGGAGUUGGACCAGCUGCUGGCGCACUCGGUGAUCCCGCAGCCAAAAAGUUUCGCCCCAUCCUGCCGCGUCAGAAUGCCGCCAACGAACUUGCACCCAAGCUACCCAACGUCUUGCCUCCCGCCUUCAACCUUGCACCCAAUCUGGCAGCCAGCAAGAAGGUGCCAGCUAGCAAAAAGUCACCCACCGGAGGUAAUCAAGCAGCCGCCAAGCUCAGCAAUGGCAAUCAGGCGUUGUCUAAGAUGACUUCACCUCCCAAAGUGUCGCCAGGUAGCAAGAAGCAGGCGAACAACAGCAACAACAGCAACAACAAGCAGCCAACACCGCCACCGCAAUCAGUUGUGCCGAGCUCAAAGAUGGGUCCGCCAGCCCCGCAUCCGCAUCUCUCGGCACCGCUGAGCAUUGCCUCGAGUGCCGCUGUGGCCGCUGCGGCCAAUCAGCUCGACCUGAGCAACUUCCUCAAGGAGAAUCUAAUGCGCGCCCAGGUGGCUCAAGCACAAGCUCAGGCGCAGGCACAAGCUCAGGCUCAGGCCCAAGCGCAGGCUCAAGCCCAGGCACAGGUGGCACAGCUGUACAACUUGGCAUCCUCGCCCAUGUACAACUAUCAGCAGGCGAUGUUCAUGGAGCAGCUGUCGCGCAUUCAACGCGCCGGCAACGAGGUCUUCAACGAUUAUCUCCAGAAGCUGAAGAGUGCAGCGGCCGGUGGCGAAGCUUCGGGUGGGGAACACAAACCCGUAAUGCCCAUGCUGCCCACCGUCACGCUGCCUAGUCCCGGCGGCCCCGUUGCCCCCGUCGCAGUGGCCGCAAGUCCAAAGACCUCGCCGCUAGCCGGUGGCAAACUGACGCCAGCCGCCACUCCGGGCGCGUUGACCAAAAACAAUGCGAGUCCGAGGCCACAGGCGGCUGCCACGACAAAUGGACUGCCCCUGGCCAAGAGCAAGUGAAGUGCGGCACCCAAACAACCAACCACCCACCCACCCACCAGUUAUCAACCCAAGCCACCCUUAAGCUUAGCGAAGUGAAUGCGUCGCGGCUUCAAAGCGAAGGCCGUGCUCUAAAGGCAGGCACUAAUUAAUAUUUAAAGACCUUCUUUUUGUUCGUUCUGCUUCGUUACUCGUUUUUCUCGUUUUGUACAAAAAACUUUAACACAAAAAUUAAGGCAUUCAAAAGCUGUACAUAUAAAUGUAUUAUUAAAUUAUACACAAAAAUAUUCAUAGAUAUUUUAUAUACAUAUAUAGUCGAUAUAUGAAGACAACGAUUCAGAAUCAAUAUGCUUAAGUAUUUGUAUACCAACAAUGUAAUUUGUAAUUUCACACAACUGCUAAGCACAUUAAAAUUGCAUUGCAAUGAAAGCUCCAGCUGUAGCACGUAAAUACGUAAAAAGAUAAUAAAUUGAAGAGCUUUGGAAGCACAUGGCACAAAGCUCUUCUCCAUUCGAAAUAAGUUAGUAAUUAAGCUAUCGAUUAAGUUGAUUACAUACGAUAUAAGUAUAAAAAGUGUUAUUCUACCGAAUAACCGAAAAUA